Dujonia railenensis is the source of this 855-nucleotide messenger RNA. The record is from the annotation of a GenBank genome assembly. NCBI's taxonomy places the organism in Eukaryota, Fungi, Ascomycota, Pichiomycetes, Serinales, Debaryomycetaceae.
AUGCCACAAGUACUCCAACGCAAUAAUACCCUUUCACAGUUAUCUCCGAUGUGUUUGUCAUCCAUCACCGGUCCCACUAUACACCCAUUCCAAACCAAAAAGAGAUCGGCAUCCUUUUUGGAUGUACUCAAUAUAUCAACAACUGGAAAUAUAAAAACGCCACCCCUAUCAAGAACUUCAUCCAUUGAUGAAAAUUCUCCAUUGUGCAACAAAUGUGAGAACAAACGCAGAAAGAUAGCUUCUUCUUCGAAGUCCGCGCAGAAUAGAUACUCCUUUCCAGCCUUUUUAAGUAACGAAGCUUCAUUCCCAUCCUGGUAUCUCCAGGUGCAAAAACUUAUAUCUAAGAGAUUCCCUGGCUAUGUGGUUCUCGAUCUUAUACCCACUCAACCAGUCGAAGACGAAACAUACCUACAGAAGUUGGACCGGGCGCACACUCUAUGCGCUCAGAAUGAAUACAUAAACCAAGAAUUAAACCACAUUUUAUUUGAAUAUGUCGAUGAAAAGUGGACUCAAUACUUAACGACGGACUUGGCAAGUGAAAACUUUGAAACGCUUAAACACAUUUUUCAAAGCAAGAUAACGGCAAAAUACUUGAUAGAGUUGGAAUCGAAUUUGAAAUUUGAUAAAGACGACGUUCCGCAAUUCCUAUCUAACAUCGAAUUGCUUAGCCAGGUUUAUUUUAUUGUUUUCAGAGAAAUUCCAAACCGUAAUGUGAAGACACAGUGGGCAAUGCAAGCAUUACUAAAAAACGUUGAAAAAAACAAGCAAAUCAUAGCUGAAAUCAAUAAGGAAGGUGUCCAAUCUUGUGAACAGUGCAUAUUCUCGAUACUCAAAGGUGCGCAUCGAGUUAUUUAA